AACGUGGAGACGGUUGAAACUGUUUUGGAGCGCGUUGUCCAAUUAGAGAAGACGUUGCUGCGUCUUAACCAAUGAGAGAAGCGAUUGUUUGCUGGCCGCGUGCGGAAGCUGUCAGAAGGUUUUUAAAAAAAAGAUUGUUGUGGCAAAUGCAUGGUCAGAGCCUUGAAUCGCUCAUUCAGGAGAUGUGAAGGUGAGAGGAGGGACGUGGCCUGUGCAUGAAGUAGGAAGACCCUGCAGCUCAAGAGUACCUGUGCACAGCAGUGGUGAGAACCAGCAGCUUCCUGAAUGACAUUCUAAGUUCUGAGUUAAACUCACAGGUGGAGAUGUUCCGCAGUGUGCUGGGGAAGACUUUGGGGUUCGUGGGCUACACCGUCCAGUAUGGCUGCAUCGCACAUUGCGCCUUUGAAUACAUUGGAGAAUUUGUGGUGUGUUCGGGUCCGUCCAUGGAGCCGACCAUCGUCAACCGUGACAUUGUCUUCUCUGAGCGGAUGAGUCGUCAGCUUUUCAAAAUACAAAAGGGUGAUAUAAUAAUUGCAAAGAGUCCAUUUGACCCAAACAUGAACAUUUGUAAAAGGGUUAUUGGGCUGGAAGGUGACAAGAUCUGCACGAGUUCCGCAUCCGCUCUGUUCAAGGCCCACACGUAUGUUCCAAAAGGCCACGUAUGGCUAGAAGGGGAUAACCUUAGGAAUUCCACCGACUCGAGGAGCUAUGGCCCAAUUCCCUAUGCCCUCAUCCGAGGGCGCGUUUGUUUAAAGCUCUGGCCACCGAAUAGUUUUGGGACCCUCAGUGAAAGCCCAACCCGAAAGAUCAUCAAGACUCAAAGUGACUCAGACUGACUUUGUUUGUAUGUUACUUGUUUUCAUCCUUUUUGAAUAAAGCUGAUAUUUAUUAAAUUUUUUAUUUUAAAACAAUUUUUUUCAUCAAACUGAUGUAAUCUGGCCACGCAAACAUACAUGCUUCAGUUAUUCAUUUAUUUUACUGUUUCAAGACAAGAUAAGACUAGAUUCAGUCAUCUGGGAGAAGCUGGCCGUAGCUGUGCAGCACUAUAACAAAAGCGUGUGAAGCUUUGUCUCUGUGGAACAGCUAACGAAAGAGAGCGGCCAUGCUAAAACACAAGGUUCAUGUUGGGAAUCACCUUCAUUCAGUAAUAAGACACAAAUAAAUAUUUUAAAUCACCACAUUAGAGACCAAAUCAUACCUAACAUUCACUGGAAUGGUUACCUGUGGCUGAAUUUAACUGCCAAGUUAACUUUACAAUGAAAUUCACCAAAACCACAUAUAGAGGAAAGAUGAGCAAAUGUUUCAUUCUCUUAAAAAAAUAAUUCAUGUUUAUAGCUUUCUUAGUAUUAUGGUAAAACAAAAGCUUUCUUAUUGUUUAAUAUUUAAUUAAGCUGCCAGAGCAAUUUAAAAAAUGUUAACAUUUUCCAUUUAACCAUACAAUAUUAAUACGCACUUAGUAAGGGCCUCACUCACCACCACUUGGAACUGUGUGUGUGUGUGUGUCUCACCUCCAGUAUGUUACAUGCACUUAAAACACAGCAUUAUUGUCAGAUUUCUGUACUAACCACACAUCAUAUAUUGACAGGAAUUAUCUUAUCAGCAUAAAGAACCUAUAGAAACUUUAUAGUAACCAGACUUGUAUGUCUAUAUGCUUAAACCUGUUACCCAGGGCAUGUGCGUGUGUGUAUGUAAUUAAAUCAAAAAUGGAAUAAGCUGGUUAAAGUAAAGUACGCCCUGACAGCAAGUUAUGUUCUAUAACACAAGCACAAAGUGGAAAAACUAUAUAUUUUACCAGCUUCCCUCACAAUAACAGCCCUACACUGCUGCCCACUUCCAAGGCCCGCUCACCCCGCUCUGACCUUCCUGGACACACAGACAUAACAGCACAUCCGUACACUGAGCUGUGGAAGCUCAGCUGGUCAUUCUCCGAGGCAGAAAGGGACUCUUCUCCUUUGAGCUCCCGAGGGGAAGUGAGUUCCAGGCAGCCGUGGGUCCCUGUCCAGCUGCUUCCCUCUGUCUGGAGGGGGCCACAGGGUCAGACACAAGGCUCCCUGUGACACUGAAUUAUCUGCCCGAGUGUGAUUGUGCCUGCUGGGAGGGAUGCUUAAGAUUGUGGGAGCGUCUGCGUGUGUGCAUAUGACAAAUAUUUAUGCAGAGUUUUGCUUCGAGCGCAUCUUUGUUUCUCAAGGUUUAAUAUUCAUCUGCUGCACGUCAACAUGGUGCCAGUGUUCAGCUGAAAUGCUGACACGAGUAAACUGAGCGUGCUCCUUAAGAUACCGCUCCAUAGAGGGAGCUCUGACUGUUUACUAAUGUAACUCAGGGCCCUACUGGAUGACAAGCUGUUUAUCAUAUAAAGUCAUGUUAAUAAUAAUCAUUUUAAGAAGAUUCACACCAGCUAAUUAACAAGUAUCUGCCGUAUUUUUUGGAGAGGCCCGAGAGAGAGGCCAGUGUCACAGUUACGCCCAACCAGACUCUGUUUGAGCCGCAUAUCAUUGCUUUUGCUGUCAUCCUUUUUGAGUCGCGUUAGAAGACCAGAGCUUCAAAGAGAUGACCGGGCAGAGGUGUAUAUCAUUAUCAUGCUGAGUGGGCACAAAGCUGGGAUUGAGACAGCAGGAGAAAGGGAUCGGAAGAAACGGACAACAGACAGCUGUGCUGAGCUAUGCAGCACUGCAGGGUCAGGCUGUGGGCUGUCAGCAGGGCUGAGGUGUGUCUGCUGUCUCCGCAACACAACCGGGGACGGAGCACACGUGUCGUCAGGACGUGGGCACAGUAUUUGUCCGUGCAUCGGGAAUACAAUGCUCAAGAUGAUAUGUUUCAUGGGGAUGAUAAUUGAAAAUUUGCGUCAGUGUCAGUUUUCUGCGUGAUUUAAUGUGACCUUAUUUGAGUAUUUUCAUCAGGUAUGUUAACAGAUGGCUGUUCAAAAGAGAAGCAAAUUAUUCACAUUUUUUAGAGAUGUAGUAUUUAAAGUCCUUUAACACUGUUGGACCCAUGAUGAUGAAAAUAGAUGCAGUUCAUGCAGUUGUCAUCCUUUUUUCAUUUCACAAAUUCUUCAUUGUUAAAACCUGGUGCAUGCAUUACCCACAAUGCACCUCAGCCAGCCAGACAAUCAGAUGUAGUAGCUGCUAUGUAAAAUCAAAGCCUUGCCUUAAACAUGAGUGAGCGCGCCUGAUACAUCUGGUCAACUCACUUAUCCACUGAUGCUGAAUCCAGUGACAUCACUUGUGCAUCUCCCUCUGCAGCACAAAACUCUAAAAACGUCCACCUUUUUUCCUUUUCCUUUAACAAAUGCAGAGUAGAAUUCCAGAGUAGAACUCACACGAAUAUAAACUUACUUUCAUGUGUAAAAGUAGUGGAAUUCCCAAUUAUUUAGAUAAUCCAGGGGGCCUGAGCCUGUAACCGAACUGAAAUGGACGGAGCCCUUCUAUUUAAACUUGCGCCGCUUCUCGAGCCUUUACGGCAUCCGCUCGGCGGUGCAGGAAGCACGUUGACCAAUUACAUGCUUUGUAAAUCAUAUCACAUGAGGCUUUUCAGCCAAUCAAAUGUGUGUAUUCUGAUAAACGUCGCGGCACGACUGAUAUACAACAGACCGGAGAGAAGGACUGAAGACCAAAACGAGCUUUUUACCCAGAAUUAACUGAUUGUCACCUUUAUUAACUUAAUUUCAAACUGAAUUCAGAAUUCAGUUAAAUAUUUUUUUAUAAAAUUAAGUACUUUAUGUUAAGAUAAACAUGUACUGUUCUUUUUUCAAUUAUAUUGUAAAGUAAUGAGGUAUAUUUGAUUAUUAUUAAAUUCUUUCAGAUAAAAAGUGAUGAUAACUAUUUAUUGGAUAUUAUUCAAUUGAACUUUCUUUAUUUAAUUUGAAAGUCAGUUGUCAACUACAUAAUAUGUUCAUACAAAGCUACUCCCUGAACUAAAUAUCUAUAUAUUAAUUAAUGGUUAAACACGCCUGAUAUAACAGAAACCCAUUACAUAAAAUGUACCGUUGAGUUUCCAGAUUUUUACUUCAGAUUAAGGUCAAUAAACAAUCCUUUACGUUUAUUGUCUUGUGCUUGUCUUCCUCAAUUACCAGAUUUGAAUGAAAACAUCAAAUAUUCUCUGGGCAAUUUGGAUAUGCAAUGAAUAUUUGAGUAGUUUUAAAAUCAAGAUAGGUCCUUCAUUUUCAUACCAUUAAACAUACUUUCCUCUAGAACUAACAUUUUGACCAGUGAUUUGCUUUAGGAGGAUACUGAUUAUUAUUGGUGUCAUUCUUAUUAUUUAACGUAGGACAGGUGCCGUCAUACUUGUUGUUGAUACUGCAUUUACCAAAACUGUUGCAGAAACAGAAUAAAGUAGUUAGGCAAGAAUAGCAUACGAAAUGACUGGAGGGGGCAGAAGGGAUAUGAGGGAACUGGAGUGGAGAAUAGUUGAAUACAGGGGAAACACAGGCAGUGUCUUUUUUAUCUUAAUUCCUUUAGUUCAUUUGAGGUUAAUUGAAUCCUUUAAAAGCGCAGAGACACGUGAAAGAGGAGAGCGGGAGGUAUGGGUAAAGAGAGUAAAGAGAACUGCCCUUCACUGGUAAUGGCCUGGUUUGUUUGUUUUCAUAUCCAUGGUAGAGAACGUGACCCAAAAGUAAACUCGGGUCAGACGCUUUCUCAGACAGCCCAAUGUCUAUUUUGGUGCUGUCUGCAAACACAAAUAUAUCGGUCCCAAAGACACCACCGGCUGGAGGUCACCAAUGAAAACCUAUGUAAGCCGUUAUCGCACAAAACUUUUGCUAGUCAGUACGGUCUGAGCCGUAUCAGUCACACUUAGGCGUGAAUUCUAUCACGCUUCAGUUCUCCUCUUCUCUCUCUGCAUGCUUUCGCUCUGUUGAUGCUUUCCGUUUUCUCUCUUUUCCUUCACCCGUCCUCUUCUCCCAUCCACUUUUGCUGCUCUGAGCCGAUAAGGGAAUUGCUUCUUUCAUCGACGGAUCCUUUAAUUCUAUACUUUUAAUCAAGCCUGUUAGUACUUCUUAAUUAAGACAUCACAGUAGUGUUUGAUCACGCUCUUCUGUGUGUAUGUGUGUGUGUGUGUGUGUGAGAGAGAGAGAGGGCAUGAAAAAGAGUGCAGAAACUCUACCAGCCCCUACUCUGUGUGUGUGAAGAUGACUGAACAGCUUCAAGUGGGGUAGCUACGCCUCCUCCAACGGUUGUCUGCCAGGCCUUGAGGCUUGCGGUGUGUAGAUAUCCCAAGCCAUCAAGCAUCAACCUCCAGAGAUCCAUACUAGACAGAUGGUAUUGGAGACUUGGUGGGAUAUCGAGCUCCCUACUGUCAGUUUGUUGCGAUGAUAAGACACAACAGGCUGUCAAUACUUACAGUCCACUAAUCAAAGACGCUGGAUCAAAAUCCCACCCAGCACAAAGACUGUUUAGAAGGCAAAACUUAACUUUUUCUGGAUUUCAUUAGAGUGAGACUACACAUUUACAAACACACAAACAGUAACACUUUUGCUUGUUGUGACAUAUGUUCUGGCCUUGAGGUUUUCCUCCCUAAAGGCCGUUGACACUAUUAGUGAUUCUUCUCUUUAAUGGUGCGCGUAGGUGGGAAUAUGUGUACGUACAGGGUGGGGGUGGGCCUCUGCUGUACGGUUCUUAAUGGAAUGGACCUCUAUCCUCAGGCACGGAGUGAUGCACGCAAGUGGAGGGCAGGGAAGGGGGAUGACAGAAGCCUUAGUCUGACAUGCCUGACCUAUAUCCCUCUUUGCUUAGCAGAGAGAGGGAAAGAGUAAUUGGCAGAUACAGCUUCGCUGUUAGGGGCGCUCUCUCUCGCUGGAUGGUGUUUUCUGUGUUCGAUACGGCCGUUGACGAGGGUGAGGAUCCGCGCUCGGCGCUUCGGUCUCUUGUUUGUCAUCGGCGUAAAAUAGCAGGACAAGCCUUGCCUCGACACAGCUAAUUGUCUGCGUCGUUAGCAUGAUCAUACGUCCAGUGGCUUCAAUACUGAAACAAACUCAAAUGUGUGUCUGUCAGUCAAUUAGUCAGUCAGUGUGUGUGUGUUUGUGUGCAUGCGCUGUCUGGCGCUGGCAGGGAAGAUUUGGCGAAUUUUACAUGGGUGGGACUCACACACUCAUCACUCACACAUCCAUGCGCCUUACAAAUGAAAAUAAACAGGCUUUCCAACGGGAUGACAAUCAUUGCCAAGAAGCAUUGUUAUAAGAAAGAAAAAAAACACAAACACACUUUCUCUGCUAAGUUUAUAUUAUUGUAUUACUUAGUAUGUUAAAUUGUUAGUAAGAAGUUUUACUCCAAUGGGACUUUAGUUAACGAUCUGAGAACAUCUUCCACCAAUGGUUAUUGGUUGGGAUGAUGCUGAGUUGUUGAUUAUAUAUUCUUAGUUUAGAGUUUUUCUUAAUCUUUAGAAUGUCUGUGUCCGUAUAUGUGUGUGUGUUUUUGUGAGUGUGUGGUCCCCCUGGCAUGUCCUGGAUGCUUUAGCAGGAUACACAGCUCUUUCUGCCUGGUUAACUGAUGGGGGCUGUUUGGCUUCCAGACGAUUUAGCAAAGGAAGCUCUGCACAACAAACAUAAACAGACACGUACUGAUACAGGCAAUAACAGAGAAUGCAUACACCCAAAAAACCUCACACACAGACAGAAACACAUGUAUAUUUGCAAACAAAUGACAUAUUGAUUAUCAUGCGAAAGGGCAUGGGUGAGCAUGUACCACACGGACGACACUUUUGCAGAGAGUGCCUUAUUUCAGCUCUCCCACUCUAGCAGUCCAUUUGCCCCUAAGGUAGAGGAGGGAAGGGCCAACGGAUGGGAGAAGAGAAAGAAAGAACACCCCCCCCCCCCGCCCCCCCAUAGGUCAGGAUGAGAAAGGACUUAGAUCCUUAGAGCGGGACGUGGGCCUGAGUGGGGAUGAAGAGCUGGCAUGGGGAAGCAGAGGGUUGCGUGCGUGUGUGUUUGUGUUCCUCUUCAAGUCACUGUAGUUCAAAAACUGAACCACGUCCAAGCCCUGGUAAUGAUGCAGCCGGCUACAACAGACUACAAUAACCGACAGUCUAAGGCCGGCCAAUUACUGUCCGCCGCAAUUAUAUUUCCAAUUCAGAGGUAACGGGAGAAAGUGGCCCAACUCAAAUAAUCAUUUCGAGCAAUUACUUUUCAAACUAAUUAGAAUGUCAGGUUUGGCUGCGCGGGCCUGAGCUCGGGGGGAGGCUCUGUUUGUGUUUUUGUUGCUGUUUUCACUUUGUCAAAUGGAUGGACUUGAAAGGAGGGAGCAGGAGGAAGGGGCAAUAUCAGCAACAGUGCAAGCCAAACAUCAACCACAGCCAUGGAUUGAGAGACUUGGUCAUUGUGGGAGUUUGGUGAGUUCGUGGAAAUCCAUUGUGCUCAGGAGAAUGCUGUGUCCAUUCUGUUGUAUUUUGCUAGACUGGAAAGAGGAGUUCUUGGGGAUGUCAGCUGAAACGCUGAGAGAGAAACAGAGAGCGAUGUGAAGGAGACUUUUUGUAUUAAAACACCACCCAAAAGUGUUUUUACCACUUUAAAUGUAUUCAAGAAAAGUUGGUUGAAACGUUAUCAUGCCAAUAUCAUGAAUAAGUAGAACUGUGUGUGCUUUAACCCCCAUAUUUAUUAUUUUUCACUUUUCACUUGCCUUUUUUAUCAUGAAGAUGUGAUCAAAUUGUGUUACAAAUAUAUAAUGUAAAUGUGAAAAAGUGGAGCACAUUUAUUGCUUUAAGCUUCAGUUGGUCUGAUUGUACUUCAUAAUGUUGUAAUUAUGAUUAAUUCUGAGAAAUACAUAAAUAUAUUUGAAAAUA
Molecule: messenger RNA, 7767 nt
Organism: Gasterosteus aculeatus aculeatus (three-spined stickleback)
Lineage: Eukaryota; Metazoa; Chordata; Actinopteri; Perciformes; Gasterosteidae
Gene: immp1l
Product: inner mitochondrial membrane peptidase subunit 1
Cellular component (GO): mitochondrial inner membrane peptidase complex; membrane
Molecular function (GO): serine-type endopeptidase activity
Source: RefSeq, a predicted model, not a curated record